AUGGCUACACCUUCAAACACUGGGGCUGAUCCAGCUUCAGAAUCUUUCAAAAUUCGAGAUCAUUUAAAAUCAGCCAAUUCCAAAUCCGAUAUGAUUGAAGAAAAUCAUAACUCUCCAGCUCCUACUUCAACAACAGAGGGGGAGAACGAUAAUUCACAAAAAGAUGAUGCUGCUACUAUGGCUGCGAGUGAAGAAUUAAAGCACACAAGCAUUUCAGACAAGCUUCCAUUGCCUACAGAAACACCUUCGCAGAUACCAGAUACUCAAGCAGAAGAUAAGGAUAUGUCCGGUACAGACAAAGAGACCACGCCCGAGACUGAACCGAUUGAUGCGCAAGAUGAGGAAAUGAGAGAUAGAGUUUCUUCGCCCAAAAAGAAGCGUGGCAGAGAUCAAGAUGACGAUACAAAUCAGGCGGAAGACGAUACUGGGAGAAAUAAUGGAAUUACAAGUGAAGGAAGUUUGAAUGGGAGUCGAACGAUGAGAUCAGGUCCAGAAAAGAAGAGACCUAGAGAUACUUCACAAGAACCAUCCAGAAUAUCAGAUAAAGUUUUAGCAAAGGAGAGAAGCCAGAAAGAGGCAUCGAAGAUUACCGAAACAUCAACAUCAUCCACCGAGAAUCCCAUCAAGUCAACAUUUGGAAGUACAUCUGGUGAUAAAUUUGCAAACUCAGGAUUUGGCGCUUUAGCAUCUGCUAGCACUUCUCCAUUUGGCACAAUCGGCGCAUCUACACCUAGCGUUUUUGGUUCGGGGGCAAAAUCACCACUUUCAGGAUUUGGAUCAUUUGCUUCUGCCAAACCAGCAAGCUCCACACCUACAUCCUCGAUCCCAAGCUCCUCGGCUGAAAAAACUACAUCUGGGUUUGGAAGCGCAUUUGGUGGCGGUGCCACAUCAGGUUUUGGUGGAUUGGCAUCAGGGAGUGUAUUUGGCAGUGGAUUAAAGAAUGGAUUUGCUGGUGGAUCUGGACCAAAGCUUUCGAGCUUUGCAGCUCCGGGCAAAGACAAUGCUGGAUUAGGCAGCAAGCCGGCCAAACCCUUUGGUGCUCCAGCUAGUGAUGCGGAGGACUCUGACGAUGAUGGAGACGAUAGCGAUGAUGGUGCUGAGGGCGAUGAAGAGGAAGGAGGGGAGAGGGCAGUUGUUGAGGACAAGAAAAAGACCAAGAAAGUUCACAUUGACGACGGCGAAGCCGACGAAGCAACCAUAUUACAGAUUCGAGCUAAAUUAUUCGCAAUGGGAUCUAAGGAGCUAGGUUGGAAGGAAAGAGGAGUUGGUACCCUCAAAAUUAACGCACCAAAAUCAUGCGUCGAAUUCGACGACAAUGGCCAUGUGAUUCCUGGCAGUUUCGAUUCAUCAAUGCUUGAAGGAAAUAGUGUACGACUGGUCAUGCGACAAGAAAAUACUCACAGAGUUAUCCUGAAUACUGUAGUACUAAAAGCUAUGGAAUUUAAACCCAAACCCUCAACUACUUCGGCACAGGUCUUAUUCACGGCUUUUGAAGGAGAAACGGAGGCCAAACCUAUUAAUAUGAUUCUCAAGAUGAACGAAAAUAAUUACAAAUUAUUCACAAACGAAAUCGAAAACAUCCAACACGAGCUAUAA
Molecule: messenger RNA, 1596 nt
Organism: Botrytis byssoidea
Lineage: Eukaryota; Fungi; Ascomycota; Leotiomycetes; Helotiales; Sclerotiniaceae
Exons: 4
Coding region: 1-1596 (531 amino acids)
Biological process (GO): intracellular transport
Cellular component (GO): nuclear pore; cytoplasm
Molecular function (GO): GTPase activator activity
Source: RefSeq, a predicted model, not a curated record